Messenger RNA from Betta splendens (Siamese fighting fish), 6096 nucleotides. It is a transcript of the gene wdr90, whose product is annotated as WD repeat domain 90. The record is from RefSeq and is a predicted model, not a curated record. The coding region runs from base 264 to 5765 and encodes 1833 amino acids. Gene Ontology annotation, molecular function: protein binding. NCBI's taxonomy places the organism in Eukaryota, Metazoa, Chordata, Actinopteri, Anabantiformes, Osphronemidae. Gene Ontology annotation, cellular component: centriole. The transcript has 43 exons.
AGCAACGGCGGAGCCUGGAGCGGGAACUGGAUAAACGCUGCACUAGCUAACAGCUUGAUGCUGUCAACAGGAGCCCACUGUUCACUCGCUGCGUGGUUUAACCUCUCGUGUCUCGUAACGAUGCAGAAUAAAAAGUAAUUUAUAGCUCUAGUCACUGGGCAGCGGACUGUUAACUGUGCGAGCUUAACGACAUCCAAACUUUUUAUACUAUACUCCUUUGCUUGAAGUUGCAACGGGACGAAGUAGCUUCGUUUCUGCACACAAUGGACACGAAAGGCUGGCAGCAUCCUUACGUGAACAUUUUCAAACAUGUCAGAGUUGAAGACUGGAAAAAGUCUGCGAAGGAGGGAGACGUGUCAACGUACACGGACAAGACACUGAAGUGUUCAGUUUUCCGGAUCAAGGGUCCCGUUCCUGCCAACAGCUACAUCCUGCUACCGAAAAGCAGCAGCCACUCUCUUGGACUGACAGGACGCUACUUCUACCUUCUCUUCAAGCCCACACCAGGGAAAUACUUUGUGGUUCACCUGGAUGUUGCUGCAGAGCAGGGCCAGGUGAUCCGGAUAUCCUUCUCCAACAUGUUCAAAGAGUUCAAGUCUACUGCUACCUGGCUUCAGUUUCCUUUCCUGUGCGGCGCAGCAAAGGAUUCAGUGUAUGAGAGCACAGCAAAAUCAGCAAAAAGUGGUUUGUUGGGUCCAGCUCCCACUUCAGCGCGUUGGACCUGUCUGAUGCUGGACCUGCAGUAUACUCUCUCUGUUUACCUCAGCCGAUGCUACAGUCACCUGAAGAGCAUCAAGCUUUGUUCCAGCAUGUCGGUGAAAAACAUGUUCACAAGUGACUUGCUGCUAGAUCCAGAAGUUUCUUUCGGUGAGGCCAAGCGGAUGGGACUGGCUUCUGCUCAGGGAACAGGACCUAUGCCCAGAGAAAUGUCAUUCCCUGUGCCCAAAGGAGGCUCUUGGCAUGACCUCUACGACUACAUCAAAUUUCCCUCAGAUGGAACAAAGUUGCCCUUUGACUCCAUUCAGAAAGGAGAUCCCAAACCUAAGGCCAGAUGUGUCUCCAAUCAAAGACGGCCUUUGAGAGAAGACUCUCACUGUCUCAGCCUUAGCAAACCAGUUCGGGAUCGUGUGUCCCUUAUCCAGCAGAUUACCACCCCAAAAUCACUCCCAAGGAAUCGAACCGCCAUUGUAAGCAGUAUUCCUGAGCUUGGUGUAGUCUCCACUCACCAGGAGGCUGACUCGCUUUGCUAUAAUGUUGACCAGCGGGACAAUUCUCCACAGCUCGGACAGACGUCACACUGUGAUGAUGGUGGUGUGCAUGUGUUUGUGCAUCCUGAGGAUGGUUUCAGCAAACACGGGCAAGAAAGUGAAGAAGAGAUUGUGUGUAUGCCUGUCCCGCGUCCUGCUCAUCUAACAUCAUCCAUAGAGAGCAAACAGCAGACACUGCUUCCAGAUCCCAUCCUUAGGCUCAACCGAAUUAUUGGCUUUGGAGGAGCGACUACCAAAUAUGCCCUGUGGACCAAAUCCGGUGAUGCAGUGGUGUACCCGUGUCAUGCUAUCAUCGUCUCUAUGAAGAUAUCCACUAACCAGCAGAGAUUCUUCAUUGGUCACACUGAUAAGGUUUCGGCACUAGCUUUUAAUGGCAACACAACCAUUCUGGCCUCUGCACAAACAGGCAACCAUGGUGUAGUACGAGUGUGGAACUACCACAAAGAAAACUGCCUGGCUAUGUUCAGAAUCCAUGCUCAUUCGUUAUCUUCUCUUAGCUUCUCAUACAGUGGCAGCAUCCUCUGUGGAGUGGGGAAGGAUAGUCACAAUAAAACAACCGUGGUUGUGUGGAACACUCUGAAUGUUAGCAAAGCUGGAGAGGUGGCAAUUUUAGCCAAAGCACACACCGAUGUGGACAUUCACACGAUGAAGGUUGCCUUCUUUGAUGAUACAAGGAUGGUAUCAUGUGGCCGUGAUAAUAUUCGUUUGUGGCGAGUAAGGAACGGGUCACUCCGCUCAUGUCCAGUAAACCUGGGAGAAUACCACUCACUGGACUUUACUGAUGUGGCCUUUGGAGAAGGAAACUCUUCUGAGCAGCAUCUUGAUGAUCGAACACUAUUUGCCAGCAGUCGUAGUGGGCAUAUCUUAGAGAUUGACUACAGCAGAGUUGCUAUCAGAAAUGUCAGGAGGCUGUUGCCUGUGCAACAGAGAGAACAGAGCAGAGAGAAGUGGACUUUUAACACAGGUCCAGGUAUCGCCAUCAACAGCAUCAGUGUGACUUCUUCAUUUUGUGCCACGGGCUCUGAAGAUGGUUUCCUAAGGCUCUGGCCCCUUGAUUUUUCUGCCGUUUUCCUGGAGGCCGAGCACGAGGGACCUGUGAGCCUGGUGUCCGCCUCCUCAGAUAGCCUUCAGGUCCUGGCUUCCACCUCGACUGGAAACCUGGGAUACCUUGACGUGAGCAGCCGCGGUUAUAACACACUCAUGAGAUCACAUACAGACUCUGUCCUCGGCUUCAGUGUGGAUGGCAUGCGGCGGCAUCUUACAACAGCGUCUUCUGAUGGCACUGUGCGCAUUUGGAAUAUGGAUUCCUUGCAUCAGUUGUUUGAUUUUGUAUCUGAGGACAGCCCUUGCUCUGUGGCCUUCCAUCCCAGCGAGCAGGUUUUCUCCUGUGGCUUCAGCUCUGGCACCGUUCGAAUUUUUGACAUCUCUAGUGCGAAGCUUCUGGUUGAACACAUGCAGCACAGGGGUGAAGUGGUGGGUCUUGCCUUCUCUCCAAAUGGGGAGUUUAUGUACAGCGCUGACUCUCAAGGCUCUUUGGCACUUUACGAUUCCUCUGAAGACCAUCACAAUGUGAUUAGGGUUGUGUGUAUGUUGGCAGCCCAAGGCACUGAGCGUGCUCCAGAUGCUCUUACAGUGAGCAGUGACAGCUGCUGUGUAGCGUUUGUUGGACCGUCAGAGUACAUUGUCACCAUAGCUGAUGCCCGAACUCUGGAUGAGUUGCUUCGUGUCGAUGUGAGUAUUUUGGAUGUAGAGAGCCCCCGUCUGGACUCUGCACUGAAGGUCUGCUUCUCUCCAGCCUCCGCUGAACACUUGCUGGUUGCUACGUCUGCUAACAAAAUUCUCUGGAUUAGCACCAAAACGGGCCGUCUGCUUCGAGAGGUAUCUAAAGUCCACAGACACAAGUGCUCAUCCCUUGCUGUGAGUGAAGACAGUCGAUUCCUACUAACAGCUGGAGACAAUGCCGUGAAAGUGUGGGACUAUAGCAUGCAGCUUGAUAUUAACUCUCAGAUGUUCAUAGGCCACAGUCAGUCCAUCUGCCAGGUGAGCUUCACCCCUGACCAACUGGGCGUAGUCUCUGUGGGAGAUGCCAUAUUUCUUUGGGACUUCCUGGCACAUCCAGUUGACUCUUUGACUGACAGCUGUUCACCUCUCAGAGUAAGCUACGUCACAGCUCAGCUAGACAAUGAAGUAAAAGAGGUUCAGUUCUCCCACGGCAUACCUCGACAGACAGCUCCUCUCCCCUCUUCACCACCACCAAAGCUGGAUGUCAGUUCUUUUGACCGAGUUAAUCAGUAUGCUUUUCACUCGUCAUCUCUUAAUGAGAUCAGCCCAAACAUCCCAGCUGUUCUGGCCCAAGCCACUGCUUCAGGCUCCUCCUCGGAGCCCACGUCUGCUGUUUCCUUCCUCAAAGUCACAGAGUUGGUCAACGCAUCUUCCUUUAAUGCCAGUCACACGGACACUGGAAAUAAGCCAGCGCCUCCAGAUUGUUACAAGCACUUUAUUCCACGUCUCAAAAAGUCCACAGUUGAUCAGACCGCUGUGGCGCCACAAGCAGGAGAAAAGGGCAUAAAGCUAAAAGCAGUGAUUGGCUACAAUGGCAACGGGCGGAGCAACAUGGUGUGGAGCCCUGACCAAGGUUUAUUUGCGUACUCCUGUGGCUGUGUGGUCGUGGUGGAGUACCUUCAUACAGGUUCUCAGAGACACUUACACGGCCACAGGGAGGAAAUCUCCUGUCUUGCAGUCACAAAUGAUGCACAGAUGAUGGCAUCAGCAGCAGGCGGCAGUGAUCAACACAGAAGCCUCAUCUGCAUUUGGGACGUUGAGAAAGGAACUUGUCAUAACACCAUAUCCUACCAUAAGGGCGCAGUGCAGGGCCUUGCUUUCUCCAGGGAUGAUCGCUUCUUUCUCUCCGUCGGAGACUUCUCUCAUCCAGAGGUGGCUCUGUGGAACAGCAAGACCUUGCAGCUGCUCUCUAAUGUGAGAGUGUCAGGGCCGCUCCAUGAAGCAGCUUUCAGCCCCUCAACAUUCAGCCAGUUAGCCUGUGUGGGCAACCAAGGGGUUUACUUCUGCCUCCUCCACACCCACGGCCAAGAUGUAGAUCUUAAUGUCCAGAAGGUGAAGGUCCCAACGCAGGUUGGUGAUGUGGCACUCACAGCUCUGUGCUACCACAUGGACUCCUUGCUCUUCACUGCUAGCAAUAAAGGACAUGUGUGCGUCUGGGAUGUGAACACACAGUCCUGCUUCAUGACCUGGGAAGCGGAUGAAGGAGAGAUUGGAGUGAUGCUGUGCCAAGGGAACCGGCUGUUGACUGGCAGCAGCACUCGCUGGUUGCGAUUGUGGGAUGUAGAAGGUAUACAAGGCAUGAAACUCCAGAAAAGGGCCUGUACUAUGGCAAACAGUGGGACAAGAGUGGUCUUGGAACAAGAGAUGAUGCUGGAUGGGACAGCAGUAAGUGCAGGAUUUGAUUCCCCACUGGACAUGGGUAUCGUCGGCACUACAGCAGGAACCCUCUGGUACAUCAACUGGUCAGACAACAGCAGCAUCCGACUGGUCAGCGGGCACAAAACCAAGGUGAAUGAUGUGGCAUUCAACCCUGGUGAAAGCCAUUUUGCCACCUGCAGCGAGGACGGUAGUGUGAGAGUGUGGUCAGUCCCCAACAAUGAGCUUGUGGUGCAGUUCCAGGUGCUCAGUCAGGCAUGUGGCUGUGUUUGCUGGAGCCCUUCUUCCAGCCCAGACGAGGCAUGUGUGGCUGCAGGAUACAACGAUGGGACACUAAGGAUCUUUCGGCUCGCUUCCUCAGAAAUGGAGAUGAAGCUGCACCCCCAUCAUGUGCCUGUUACUGCCAUGCAUUACUCUGCCAGUGGUCAUGUGAUCCUUUCAUCUGGGAAGAAUGGUCUUGUGGCCGUCAGCAGCCCAGUGAAUGGAGCAACUAUUCGUGUCAUCAGGGACCACAAAGGAGCAGCAAUUACCACCAUCCACUGUGUGAAUGAACAGUGUAAGAAGUAUGGACUGGAAGGAAAUGAACUGUGGUUGGCUGCUAGUGCUGACAGACGAGUCAGUGUGUGGGCUGCUGAUUGGUUAAAGGACAAGUGUGAGCUACUUGACUGGCUGACAUUUCCCGCUCCAGCCUAUUAUGGGGACGACAGCCCUCCUCCAAGUCUGGCUGCCUUUUGCCCAUUAGACCAUAGCCUCGUGGUCUACACUGGCUACGGUGUAGAGAAAGAGAUCUCCUUCUACAGCCUGACUACAAAACAGAUAAUAAAAAAGAUUGCUCUGCCCCACUGGGCCACGUGCCUUAGUCUCUCCUCUGAGAGGCAACUCAUAGCUGUGGGAUCAAAAGAGCGAGUGUUGAAGUUGAUCAAGUCGAGCAGUGGCAGGUUUCAGGACUUCCUGCAGCACAGUGACUCCCUGCACACAUGUCACUUCUCUCCCUCGGGCGCUCUUCUUUUCACUGCAGCGUACAAUGAGAUUCUGCUGUGGGAGGUGCUGGGUCUCUAAGGGGCUCACAUCUUAUUAUGAACCUCAAAAACUCUUUCCCCUUUCACAUAUGCCUAGUUCAUGUUAUUUUAUGCCCUUUUUAGCAAUGUGAUAUUUAUAGGGACAUUUUUGACUCUUUGUGUAAGAUUUUUCACACGGGUUUAUAGAAAAGAUAUAUUUUUAUGCUUUUAUACAAUAUAAAAAAUGUUUUUAUAAAGGUUUAGAGUGUUUAGUUAAGGUGUUUCACUAUUUAUUUUUUAUUAGUUUACAUUUUAGUUAAAAUGUGAUUUUAUAAUGGAUUGUUAUUUCAUCGGUACAUGUACAUGAAUGCAUAGUUUGUGGACAUUUGAAU